This is a messenger RNA of Rhineura floridana, 1081 nucleotides long. Its product is annotated as keratin, type II cytoskeletal 3-like. The record is from RefSeq and is a predicted model, not a curated record. Gene Ontology annotation, molecular function: structural constituent of cytoskeleton. Gene Ontology annotation, cellular component: intermediate filament. The transcript is spliced from 2 exons. NCBI's taxonomy places the organism in Eukaryota, Metazoa, Chordata, Lepidosauria, Squamata, Rhineuridae. Bases 130 to 648 code for a protein of 172 amino acids.
AUCCUGUGGCCUGCCCCCAAAAAUCGUAUAAAAGGCAGCGGUGCUUCACAGCAUCUUCAGCAACAACUCUCAAGCGCAUCUCUUCAUUCCAGCAUUCCAUCGAACAAGGUUCGCCUCCAUCAUCCCAACAUGUCUUGCUACCCUCAGUCUUGUGUCCCAACCUGCACCAUCCCCUAUUCUAGGGCCACAUAUCCCCUUGGACAGUGUGGCACUGGUGGGAGCUUCGGCGGUGGCUUCGGCGGUGGCUUCGGCGGUGGCUUCGGCGGCGGCUUCGGCGGCAGCAGCGGCGCCUUAGUUGGUGGCGGCGGUGUAUCAUCUACCAGUCUCGGCCUCAUCCCUGGAGUCACACCAUCAUGCAUCAGCCAGGUCCCAUCAUCGGAAGUGGUGGUCCAGCCACCUCCAUUUGUGUUGACCAUCCCAGGGCCCAUCCUGUCUGCCAGCUGCGAUCCCGUGGCUGUAGGAGGCUAUUCACCAUGCGCUAAUGGAGGCUACGGUUACGGGUCUUCUGGCUACGGGUCUUCUGGCUACGGGUCUUGUAGCUAUGGAUCUUCCCGCUAUGGACUGGGGGGCUCUGGAGGGUACAGUGGGGGUAGCAAAUACAGUUGUAGUUCAAGGCGUAGUCAAAGCGUCUGUGGCAAUCCCUGCUAAGCUCGCAUCGAUUGUCCACAGGAUCUGGGGCGACCUGGGAAACCGGCUACCAAUGACACCAAUGCACUACAACCAAGCUUGACGUCCUGGUUUUCAGAAAUGCUAAGCUCUUGCAGUUUCAGACGGAAGCAGCAAGUUGCUCAGUGCCUCUGAAAAUCUAAACCAGGCUCUAUCUUUCACAUUGCACUUUUUCCUGAAAUAUGUGUUGUUGUUUGUGGUAUUUAUUUUCCAUGCCCUUUGCAUAAUUCACUUGCUUUUUGGUGUUUGAUGCAGGGAACUUUCACCAAAGAAAGACAGGACAGGACAUAAUUCACCCCUCACUGGUGGAUUGUGCUAGUUGUGUUAUGAAACUGUAUUCUAUGCUGUUGGAAACAAACAUAUUUCUCCUGUAUAGCUUCUCAUCUCAUUUCAUUAAAGCUUUUGUUGCAUCGCA